Molecule: messenger RNA, 1365 nt
Organism: Sphenostylis stenocarpa
Lineage: Eukaryota; Viridiplantae; Streptophyta; Magnoliopsida; Fabales; Fabaceae
Source: the annotation of a GenBank genome assembly
AUGCUGGAAGAUUUCCGCACCAACAAGCAGAGAGAGUGGAGGUUUGAAAGCAGAAUAAUGAAGCUUGGUUUCUUUCUGUUCUUCCUAGUUCUCUACCUGAUUCUUGAACCUGGGAUCUUCUUGUUACCCCAAGUAGAAGCUGAUGAUCAUGAUGAUGAGUUUGUGAAAGUAAGAGGAGUGCAGCUUAUGUUGAAUGGGAGACCCUACUAUGCUAAUGGUUAUAAUGCCUAUUGGCUGAUGUACAUGGCCUCUGAUCCAUCUCAGAGAAACAAGGUCUCAUCUGUGCUUCAAACAGCUGCAAACCAUGGACUUAACAUAGCUAGAACAUGGGCUUUCAGUGAUGGUGGAUAUAAGCCCCUUCAAUACUCUCCUGGAUCCUACAACGAGGACAUGUUCCUGGGGCUGGACUUUGUAAUAUCAGAAGCCAGAAGGUAUGGGACCAAGUUGGUGUUGUGUUUGGUGAAUAACUAUGAUAACUUUGGAGGAAAGAAACAGUAUGUGGAGUGGGCAAAGAGUGAGGGCCAGUCCAUAGAAUCUGAGGAUGGUUUCUUCACAAACACUGUUGUCAAGGGAUUCUACAAAAACCAUAUCAAGAGUGUGCUCACAAGACGUAACAACUUCACGGGAGUGGUUUACAAAGAUGAUCCAACCAUAAUGGCUUGGGAACUCAUGAAUGAAAUUAGAUGCCCUUCUGAUGAAUCAGGAAACACGGUUCAGGCUUGGAUUACUGAAAUGGCAUCUUACUUGAAAUCCAUAGAUGGAAACCAUUUACUAGAAGCUGGUCUGGAGGGCUUCUAUGGGGUGUCCAAGCAAGACUCUAAUCCAAAUUUCCAUGUUGGAACAGAUUUCAUUGCAAACAACCAAAUCCCUGGCAUUGAUUUUGCCACAAUUCUUAUUUUUCAUGAUAAUGCUGAAUUGGGCAAGGUUAUGAGCAGGUUACCAGGAUCAAGCAAUGAAGAGCAAAUCUUAUUUUUGGUUCGUUGGCUGAACGACCACAUAAAAGAUGCAGAGAGUAUUCAGAAGCCAGUUCUCUUUGCUGAGUUCGGGGUAGCAACAAAAAACAUGAGCACUGACUCAACAACAGUAAGGGACCAAUUUUUCAACUUGGUGUAUUCUGCAAUCUAUUCAUCAGCAAGUGAUAGUGGCCCAGCAAUUGGUGGCUUAUUUUGGCAACUUCUAGCAGAAGGGAUGGAUUCUUUUAGAGAUGGCUAUGAAGUGCCCUUAGAUGAUACUUGCUCAACUGCUAAUUUGAUUGCUCAAGAGUCUCAAAAGCUAAACAGAAUCAGGAUGAAGAAAUCCUUCAGAGUUAAGAAUUCCAAGCAGUGGAAUAAAGCUAGGGAAGUUAAAGACUCAGACAAAUCUUGA